AUGGAGACCCCAAGCACCCGAAGUGGAAAAAUUAGGGCAAGAUCUAGUGGGAGCAGCUCUCAAUCAGAACCGGUCCCCUCUUUCUCCACCGAGCGAGCAAUGCAAAGGCAUGAGAUCAUGCUCAAGCGGAUACCUUCACCAGACAAGGGCUUUGUCAAGGAAGCCAAAGUGUCAAUUGGAGAGGAAGAGGAGAAAAUCAAAAUGAAUGGAGAAAUUUCCCCUGCUGCUGCAAAGAGAAUACCAAAGAAGGCUGAUGAGUUAGCACAAAGCAGUGCUACUGCGACUCCCCAGAAAAUUGAUGACACAGCACCACAUGCUGAAGGUGCUGAAAUUUGGGAAAAGAUUGAUGAGAGGCUGAAGAAAAUAGAGAAAGACCAACUGGACACAAGAGAUCUUCAAGGAAGUGAUAAUGAAGAAGAAGAAGAAGAAAUGGAAGAGGAGGUUGAGCAAAAAGACGAAAACAUGGAAGACAACCCCUCAGACCAAGAAGAGCAAGAUGAAGACUAG
Messenger RNA from Gastrolobium bilobum, 507 nucleotides. RefSeq lists its product as uncharacterized. The transcript is spliced from 3 exons. The coding region runs from base 1 to 507 and encodes 168 amino acids. The record is from RefSeq and is a predicted model, not a curated record. NCBI's taxonomy places the organism in Eukaryota, Viridiplantae, Streptophyta, Magnoliopsida, Fabales, Fabaceae.